AUGGCUCCAUCUGUCGCAUCUAAACGAACGUCCAAACGAUUCUCAACCUUUAGCGGAGUCUCGUCUCUCGCAGCCUCUGACAGCACCUCACACACCAACGCAUCAUCAUCGAAUGGCGAUCCGCGGAUGCAGGAGAUCAAAGAGUGGACACAAGGCUUUGAUCGCUUGGAGCAGAAACGUCUACAGCAGCAACGAUACCAACCUACACCGGAAAAGACCGAUAGCCUCAGCAAGCUGGCCUUGGGGGCAAAGGUCGAGCGCGCACUUGGUCGGAGGAUGACGGAUCAAGACGCGACAUUCAGACCGAAGUUGAUGGACGAGAAGGCGGGAAUGGGGAGGUCACGGCUACGAUGA
Molecule: messenger RNA, 354 nt
Organism: Letharia columbiana
Lineage: Eukaryota; Fungi; Ascomycota; Lecanoromycetes; Lecanorales; Parmeliaceae
Exons: 3
Coding region: 1-354 (117 amino acids)
Source: RefSeq, a predicted model, not a curated record